Molecule: messenger RNA, 3904 nt
Organism: Daphnia pulicaria
Lineage: Eukaryota; Metazoa; Arthropoda; Branchiopoda; Diplostraca; Daphniidae
Exons: 9
Coding region: 638-3394 (918 amino acids)
Biological process (GO): central nervous system formation; innate immune response; regulation of Toll signaling pathway
Cellular component (GO): extracellular region
Molecular function (GO): growth factor activity; Toll binding
Source: RefSeq, a predicted model, not a curated record
AAAAGGACACGAGGGAUAAAGAAGAGCAUUGGCCAUCUGUGCGGAAGGGGGGAAGUGUGUGUGUGUGUGUUAAAAGAUUGUUUAAGAUGAUAAACGACGCCAUCCCGCCGACGGCUAGGUAAAAAGUUGGAAUAAAAAACAUUUUCUCGAUCCGUUCCAUCACAGAAAGAGAUUUUUUUCUUUCUACAUAGAGUCGGCCACUUCACGCUCGGGUGAGCAAUAGUUCGUCGGGAUACACACACACACACACACACACAGUGGAGAGAAAAGAAAAGAAAAUAAACCGCUGGCACAGGUGCGCUGCACCGCCUCUCCCGCUGCUGCUCUCUGGUCCUCGGCACUCACUCGGCAGCCCCAGUGUAGAAGUAGAAAGGUGCGCUGGCUUGCGUGUACCAGUUGGUUUCCUGGUCGUCGGCAGUCAACAACAACAAUCCGCUGGCUCUCUCUCUCUCUCUCUCCAAAAUCAGUUCAACAACAACAACAACACCAACUGUCAUCGUAUACAAUAAUCCAAAGAGAGUGUCACUUUCAGGAGCAUUCGGUGCACAUUUUCACAUUUUUUGAAAACUUUAGUGGUCCCGGACUUUUGACGUUUGUGAGGACUAGAAAGAGAAGAGGAAAUAGAAAGAAAAAGAAGAUGCGCUGGUGUUUGUUUUUGGGCCUUGUGGCCCUGACUGUGUCCACUUCCAAUGUCCACCAGGAUCCCAACCACCAAUCUGAACCUUUGUUGAACACGACCCUGUUUGCCGAAGCCCCGCUAGAAGAUGCCCACCAGCUGGACGAGGUGGAAGCGACGACCGACGAUGAGGAUCACCUGCCCUUUGAAGACGACGAGUACCUGGACGACGAGAGUGAAUUCCUGCCCGAUCCGGAAGCGUUGACAGACGAUGGUGGAGAAGGAGAAGAAGAAGAAGUGGUCGUCCUGGAUGCCGAGACGAGGAUCGUGGCCGAGCAACUGAUCCAGGAGCUGGAUCACAUCAGCAACAAGUUGCAGGACGACGAAGAAACGGUCGGCACGUCGCGGGCCAUCAGCUCCGCCGAAGUCAAGAAGCUGGAAAGACUUUUGGAAACGGCUGGACUCUCUCCCAACUCUCCUCUCCUUCAGAAUUUGAUGCACCAGAAACAGGAGGCCAUUCCGGCUUCCGUUCUGGGACCCAACAUGGCCGGGAUGGCCGGUCUCAGCAGUCUGUUGGGCGGAACAGCUCCGAUCGGUUCCGGAUCUCUGGCCUCGGCUUCCAGUGAAGUUCCCCGAUCGUCGGCCAUAGUUCCAGGUUCCAUGACCAAGAAAAACGUCGAAGAAAUCAAAUACGAACUCAAACAUAUGCUCUUCGGCCCAGAGAAUCCGAACCAGCGGAGGCGUCAGGGCAGUUCUAGACGUCCGUCCGUCACCCACACUCAGUCCCAUUACACGGACACAGCUGCUCGGCGACCUAUUAACACGGCCAGCAAUGUCCGCUCCCGGCCGCAAUCGAAAUCCGGCAGCACUAAGGGCAAGCGGACGAGGCGUCCAGGUGCCAAUCGAAAAGCUCAAAACCGCCAACAGACACCUGGCGGCUUGACGAAUGCUCAGCAGCGUCCGAUCCCGCUCUUCCUCAGGCCACCUCGUCCAUCACGACCGGGACAACUUGGAGCUCACGUCAAAACGGUACCGUCUGGACCUGCUCCACCACCACCCGCAGGCCGGCCACUUCAUAACGAAAUCGCUCGCCAGCCCAUCAGCGAAUUCCGGGCGCAGGCCUCCGAUUUCCGUCUGCCGGAGCCUCCGUUCCGUCAGGAACUUGCCUUCUCGACACCGUCCAUACGGGGCAACGCUAACGGAAAUAAACCCAACAUUCCGGCCGGGACUCGGGGUCAAAUUUUGCCACCGCUUUCAUCGAGAGAACAAGCGAAUAGAGGUCCACCGCCGUUGCCGAGACCCACCGAGGAACAAUUCCGUCCGUCUUUAAUUGGCCGGCCCAUCAAUAACCAACAAUCGCAACCCACACAGUUCGUUCAACCGCCUCCCAUCAAUUCCCGCCAGCCGCCCAAACAGAAUGUUCCGCCUCAACAGAGGCAGCCGAUCGCUACGAGUGCUGGACUGCCGAUCCGGCCUUCAUUAGGACGGCCCAUCACGACUGGGAACCCGGCAACUACUAAUUUCAACCCGGCUCCUGCCAACUUCCCUCCCGUUCCGUCGACCGUGUCUCUGACCAACGCCCAACGUCCGAAAAUCGUCCAACCGGACUGCGAUCUCUUCUCGGAAGGCAUCUGCCUCGAUGUCCGCAACUAUCCGACUGAGCUGAUCACCAAUUAUCUCAACCGGAACAAGCCAGCGCUGGAAAAUAUGCUGGCCGAAGUUAGGAGCCAAAGUGCCGAUGAUUUAGUGGACGGUAUCACGUCAUCCGAAGAGCGACGAUACUCUUACAAUCACUACUACGGCAGCCGGAGACAAGGAGAAGACACUCACGCUCAUCGUGAUUUCGCCGAAGAAGGCGGAUUCCUCUGCCCGUCCGAAGUCAAAUACGGUCGACCGCAAUUGGCGCAGACCAGCCGUGGCGUCUGGAAAUAUAUCAUCAACAUGCCGGAGCACACGCAAACCAUACGGAUGGAACGAUGCCUGAAACCAGCCAGCGGUUGCAGUUAUGUUUCGCCUCAUUACAAAUCGCAUUGCAUCCAAGUCUACAAUUACCACCGGCUCUUAUCGUUCGAAGAACCCAAAGGGAUGCACGUCGAUAUUUAUAAGAUUCCCGUUGGAUGCAGCUGCCACGUCCAGGGCUAUGCUUACCUGUACCCUCCGCUGGACGGAAAAGUGGCAGGACACAUUAUUCCUCCGGCAUUCCCGACCGAAAAUGGCAACGUCAUCGGUCCCAACCGUAAGACUUCUCCACCAGGAACGACCGAAGAAGCUCCUACCAUUCAAAAACACGAAGUGCGUGUGAGACCCGAAUCCCGUGACAGGCCGGAAGUCCGACAUCCCGAAACUCAGGCACCGCAAAGACCCGACAAUAAUCGCGAGAGACCCGAAAUUAACCGACCUGACAACCGAGAACGACCUGAAAUCCGUGAGCGACCGCAAUAUCAGGAUCGUCCCGAUAACCGAGAAAGACCUGAAAAUCCCGACGAUUACUUCCAAGUCCCGACUGGCAUGAAAGAUUUCUCCUCUUUCAUGGACCAGCAAUUCAGCGGACAUUUCGGUCCCUUCGGGGCGGGAGGAGCCAGAAGUGCAGGAUCAGAGCCGACAAAUCGCAGAGAAGAUGAUUACGAAAUGACCGAUGACGACAGAAUGGACUUGCAUCCGAUGGAAUCCAAUCCGCAAUUCGACGACAAUUCCCGGAGGCGGCCGAUAGUAGCCGCCCAAUCGAAAACCAACUACGAUUACCAUCCAAUCAUCGAUUUCUUCCACGACAAGCCCUAGUCGUCACCAGCCCAUGGGUUUAUUAUCAAUGGGGAGGGAAAUAAUCGGGGAAUGACAAUUUCACACAUUUCGUUGUUUUUAAUUAAUCAUUCUUUUGUAUCAUCACCGUCUUAAUCACGAUUUUUUUAAUUAUUAUUAUUAAGUAAAACAAAACACGUUUCCAUUUUUGUUCAUGUCCCCAUUUUGUGUUGGGCAGGAUCCAGCAGAUAUUCCCAUUCAUUAUUCUUUCGCUGGGCGAAUGAUAUCAAGACCUGCACAUCCGUGUUACGUGUACACCUUUCCCGAAAAAAGAGAAAUGAGCCUAAUCCAGUGUAUAAUAGAUUUUACGGUCGUCAUAAAACAAACAAACAAAAAAACAGCUUUCCCCGUUUCAAAACGUUUGUGCAUUCAACUGCGUCCGAAAUUAUUAUUUUUUUUUCAUCAUAUUGUUUUAUUAUAUUAAUGUUUACCGCUAUAACUACAGUGCGUUUGUCAGGUGAAUUUAUACAGGCCUGCUUCAUUUUUUCUGUA